AUGUCUCUCCCUGUGAAGAUGUAUGUGCAGUGUAAUCCAUUGCUUGAUGUUUUGGCAGUGGUACCAGAGGAGUUCAUGGUGAAGUAUGGGGUGGUACACGGUUCUGCCUCGCUUUUGGCCAAGGAACAAGCUGAAAUUUUUGCCGAUCUUGAAAAAAUUCCGCAAGUAAAGCACAUACCAGGCGGCUCCGGACUGAAUACAGCUCGAGUUGUACAGUGGAUGCUGCAGGCUCCGAAAGGGUCCAUAGUUUCAUAUGUGGGCUGUAUUGCAGAUGAUCGCUACGGCAAAAUUCUCAGGGAGGCUGCGGAAAAGGACGGUGUCAACAUGCUGGUCGAGUAUACGACAAAGCAACCAACGGGCAGCUGUGCUGUCUGCAUUACAGCAAAAGAACGUUCACUUGUGGCAAACCUUGCCGCUGCAAAUUGCCUUUCUGCCCAACAUGUUUAUUCUCCAGCGGUACAGAAAUGCCGUGCAGAGGCCAAGUUAUUCUACUUGACCGGUUUUACCCUCACCAUUGAUACAGCCUAUGUUCUACACGUGGCAAAGCAGGCACGUGAAGUGGGUGGAACAUUUAUGAUGAAUUUUUCUGCAUCAUUCAUUAUUCAGUUUUUUGGGGAGCAGCUCAACCAGGUCUUACCUUAUGUGGAUGUCUUAUUUGGCAACGAGUUGGAGGCGAGGGCGCUCUCCGUAGCGAAUGGAUGGGGCUUGGAGGAUGUGGGAGAGAUUGCGAAGCGAGCAGCAAAGGAGCUCCCGUACUCUGGCACUAAAGGCCGUCUUGUUGUCUUUACACAUGGAGCGAACCCCACUGUCUGUGUUGCGAACGACGAUGUGACCGUGGUGCCUGUGGAGCCCCUUGCUGAAGAAAAGAUUGUUGACUUCAACGCUGCCGGAGACGCCUUUGUGGGUGGGUUCUUGUCUGGCUACAGUCUUGGGAGGGACCUGAGACGUUGCUGUAUUCUUGGCCACUACGCGGCAGGGGUGGUGAUUCAGCAUGACGGCUGCACAUACCCCGAGAAGCCAAGCCUUACUCCAUGA
Messenger RNA from Trypanosoma rangeli, 1035 nucleotides. RefSeq names its product adenosine kinase. Gene Ontology annotation, biological process: purine ribonucleoside salvage. Gene Ontology annotation, molecular function: adenosine kinase activity. The coding region runs from base 1 to 1035 and encodes 344 amino acids. The transcript has a single exon. The record is from RefSeq and is a predicted model, not a curated record. Gene Ontology annotation, cellular component: cytosol; nucleus. NCBI's taxonomy places the organism in Eukaryota, Euglenozoa, Kinetoplastea, Trypanosomatida, Trypanosomatidae.